GACGAGCCAUGCUUGAAGUUAUUGUAGCGACUGUGCAAGCUUAAUGUAGGCACCAAAAUGUUAGGAAAGUAUACUGUCAGGUAAGGCCACUCCGACCUCUCUCCCUCUACUCUCUAUCGCACCAGAUCGGGUGUUGCGCCUCUACAUCACCCGCCAUGCAGGCUGCGAGUCCCCUUGAGCUCCUUAUUCUGCAAGAAUUCUCCAAUGACGGCGUGCCCGCACAAUGGGCCUCCGGCCAAUCUGGCCCACGCUGUUGGGGAGAAGAGGACCAUGCCGUCAUUGUUGCGGACCCCGAUCGCCCCAGGCUAGAGAGGUUCUCCGCCGCUUUCAGCCCAGACGCGAACUUCCUCGCCGUUUCCUUGGACCGGCGAAUCAAAGUCUACGACCUCCAUUCCCGCGAGCAGAAGGCGGAUGUGCUCGGACAUGAGCGUCCAAUCGAGGGGCUACACUGGCUGAGAUUGACGAAUGCUCAAUCCACUUAUGGCCCCGGCGUAGUGUACUUAUUGUUCAUCCAAGGUCAACGCUGCUAUGGAGACUCCACGGCUACGCUUACGCUGGCCACUCUCGCCGUGGACGCUCGAGGCGGCAUCAUUGAUCUCAUCGCCCCUCUCGACAUCAGUAAGGUGGACAACGACGCCAUGCAGUCGGUAUCCACACACCUGGGCCCGCACGGCGACAUCUAUGAGGCAGAUACCCUCAAUGUCCGCACCCAACUCCAUCAAACCCCCGACCGCCGUGACCUAACUUUCAGAGAGCAGCAUUCUCUUGUUAUCUGCGGUCGCUUCACCUCUUUUGACUCCCAGAUUUUCAGCAACGACGGCAGAAGAGUCAUAUACAUCGCGACUGGGCACACCACUCAGCAGGGGACACGUAUGUAUCAGGACGGUCACCCGCCCGAAAUUGUUGUCUGGGACAUUCCGUCUGGCGCAGAAGUCUGCCGCCUGCACGGCCAUAGAGACAAGAUCGAGUGGGCAGGCUGGGCGUUAGGCGACCAAAGCAUCGUGACGGCGUCGUGGGACAACGGGUUUGCAAUCUGGGACGCCGAGACCGGGGAGUGUCGGCACCCCAUUGGGCCCACUGCGAGUCGCAACUGGGCCGGCGCUGUCUCGCCCGAUGGGGAGCGCGUGCUGCUCUCCGGCAGCCAUGAGUUGGGGAUAUUCAUGGUCAGCACCGGCGUGAAGAUGGUGGACAUCGACCGCACCCAUUUCAUGCCUCGCGGCAUGAAUUUCAUUCGUAAAGUCAGCUGGAGUCCGACCGGGGAUGUCAUCGCCAUCGGAGCUGAGGGGCCGAGUGUGGUGCUUCUUGAUCCCGCCACGGGCGAGGGUCGCGUUGUCCUCGAAUAUGUGUACGAACACCCGGCUUUCUUCGCUUUCCGCACACCGCAGUGGGCGGACGGUGGGCGGAAACUGACUGUGCGAGGAAGCGACAGCACACUGUUGGUGUGGGACCGCGAGCGGAAUUGGAAAUGGAAGUUCCAGCGGCGUGCAGGCACGAGAAUGGACCAAUCCGAACACCAAGUAUGCUACCUGAAGAAUCUGAACACGAUAGUCAGUGUGACGGGGGACUACACCGUGCGCUGGUGGAAGUUGUGAAGAAUUAGGUGUAAUGGCAUUACUAUCAUGAGUCCUACGAACCACCUGCAAAAGUACGACGGGCAUCCCGUCGAAUUACCAUUCCAAUACACUCCGACACCGAAGCCCCAUUUUAUCCGUUCAUCCUCGCGAACACUCCUCGCCACCAUCACAAAUGACAAUCACCAAUCAAACUCCUCCAAGUGCAGCUCAAUAUUCGGCGCCUUGGAGGUCGUCAGGCUCUUCGUCGCAAUCCUCGCCGAAGUCAGAAGGCCUGGCGGUCCGGAACCGGCAACAAGCACACGUUGUCGGCCGUUCAAGUCGGCGAUGGCGGCAGCCAGGACCGUCUUGAUAUCCGGUCGCCCGUAGUGGAUGGCGUCGUGCGUGCCCUUGCUCAACUCCUUGGAAAUGGAGUGGACGGGGGAG
Messenger RNA from Neohortaea acidophila, 1997 nucleotides. RefSeq names its product WD40-repeat-containing domain protein. Lineage: Eukaryota; Fungi; Ascomycota; Dothideomycetes; Mycosphaerellales; Teratosphaeriaceae. The transcript has a single exon. The record is from RefSeq and is a predicted model, not a curated record. Bases 156 to 1592 code for a protein of 478 amino acids. Gene Ontology annotation, molecular function: protein binding.